Molecule: messenger RNA, 1236 nt
Organism: Peronospora matthiolae
Lineage: Eukaryota; Oomycota; Peronosporomycetes; Peronosporales; Peronosporaceae
Source: the annotation of a GenBank genome assembly
AUGACGACAACCAGCGACUGGAUUUUCACAGCAGAAGAAUUGCGCUCGACGCCGUCCCAGCGCGACGGCAUGAAGUACACGGACGAGCUCGUGCUGCGUCGCGACGCCUGUGACUUUGUCGAGAAGAUGGCGAAACCCCUGGACAUGCCGAAGCUCGCUCAAAUUAGUGCCGACAACUUCUUCCAUCGCUUUUACAUGCGCCAGUCGCUCGUGCGCUACGACAAGUACUUGGUCGCUGCGUCGUGCGUGCUAUUGGGCUCCAAGGCCGAAGAAAGUCCUAAGAAGAUUGGCCAUGUAGCCAAGGCGUACAUUGCUGUCCGGAAAGUCGUGGAGAAGGAUCAGGUGUUUGCUAUCCAGAAACACGACCCGCAGGUGAUUGCAGGCAAGAUCAUCUCGAUGGAGGGCAUUCUGCUGCACAAUUUGGCGUACGAGCUGACGCUGUCACAUCCGUACAAGUACAUUAACGAGAAGGUGGACAAGGUGGUGCGCUUGCAGCAACUGAAUGAAAACACAGCCAAGGUCCAGAGCAGUAAGAUCAAACAGGUGGCCUGGUCGUUUUUGAACGACAGUGCGUACACGGUUGCGUGUUUGCGCCUGGAGUCGGUCGAUCUGGCAGCCGGUGCGGUGUAUUUGGCCGGACUCUAUGAGGGUUACGUGCCUGAAGACCUGUGUACAGCUAAGGGUGAGCCAUGGUGGAGUGUGUUGGCAACUCCACUUCAUACCUUGCAAGAUGCGGCCCGCUACUUGCUCAACGCUUACAUGGCGCCGUACAUCAAAACGAACGUUCUUGCGGCGGGCCUCUCAAAGUUAGUCUAUGCUUUCCACCCGCCCAAGCUGGUCGAAAGCCCAGCUUCGUUCGCUGAGCUAGAUGCCGUGGAGCACGAGCAGUCGUCUCCAAUGGUCUCCUCGCCGAUGGACUCCGCCGUGUGCGUGACGUCUCCGGAAUGUGGCGGCAGCCAAGGCCGUUCACCGUACGACCACGACUUUGACCACGACGUGAAGCCGCAUGUCAAGGUCAGUGUGGAGAGCCCGCGCGAGACAGUGCAGCUUCCUGCGACGCCCGCAUCGCUGCUGGACAGCUUCUCUGUUGCCAACGAUAGUUCAAGUGCUGACAAGUUGUUGGGAAGCACAGCAGCGAUGCGAGUGGCGAGCACUACUGGAAGGCUAGCUCGCAAGCGUGGUAAGGACGCUGAAAGCACGUUUGGUUCUGAAAAAAAGUUUAGGUGCUGCUUGUAA